AGCGUGACCAGCACAUGCUAAUGGCCGGCAUGCUGGAAAGUAACCAAAAACAAUCGGCGUCAUAUGCGGUCGACCCACUGUCAGAAAGUUGGUGAAUGGUGAUUAAUUUAGUAGAUCUUUGGCCUUUGGUUUGGUCGUCGCAGCAUUUCGCCUUCCCCUUUCUUAACUUGGUUGCGACUUCCUUACUUAGCUUAGCUCUCUCACCUUGUCCUUACUCCGAACCCAACUUCCUCUUUUACUUCGCUCCCCGGCCAAUCCUCUCAAUCAACAAAAGCUCGAGACUUUGUCUUCAACCCACCCUUUUUUGCCGGCCAAAGAUGGUUUCUUUGGCCCGGGCUCUGGCGGUUUCCUACCCCGCCGGAUGCCCCUGCACUAAUACUAACGCUCCUCGCCGGUGGAGCCCCGGCCGGUUAAUUACUCUGAAGGAUCCUAAAUCGAGAUUGAAAUGGCGAUCCAAGGCGGCGGACUCCGAUAAUACACCUCCUCCUCCUCUUCCUUCCACUCCCGCCGCUCCCGUUGACGCCGCGGACUCUGCUGCUGCUGGAUUUUGCAUAAUAGAAGGGCCGGAAACGGUACAGGACUUCGACAAGAUGGAAUUGCAAGAGAUUCAGGACAAUAUUCGGAGCCGCAGGAACAAAAUCUUCCUGCAUAUGGAGGAGGUUCGACGGCUGAGGAUACAGCAGAGGAUAAAGAGCGCCGAAGUUGGAAUCUCCGAUCAAGAACCAGAGAGUGAUCUCCCUGAUUUCCCUUCCUUCAUCCCCUUCUUGCCUCCUCUGACUGCAGCGAACCUUAAGGUGUAUUAUGGCACUUGCUUUUCGCUCAUCUCUGGGAUCAUCAUCUUUGGUGGCCUCUUAGCCCCAACUCUGGAGCUGAAGCUGGGAUUAGGAGGCACCACAUAUGCCGAUUUCAUCACUAGUAUGCAUCUCCCCAUGCAGUUGAGUCAGGUGGAUCCGAUAGUGGCAUCGUUCUCCGGUGGAGCAGUUGGAGUGAUCUCGGCAUUGAUGGUGGUUGAAGUGAACAAUGUGAAGCAGCAGGAGCACAAGAGAUGCAAAUAUUGUAUUGGCACUGGGUAUCUUGCUUGUGCUCGAUGUUCAAACACUGGAACCCUCGUCCUAAUUGAACCGGUUUCAACGACAGUCGGUAGUGGAGGAGACAAACCACUGUCAGCACCCAAAACAGAAAGGUGCCCUAAUUGCUCUGGGUCGGGAAAAGUAAUGUGCCCUACGUGCCUCUGCACUGGUAUGGCUAUGGCGAGCGAGCAUGACCCACGAAUCGACCCAUUUGAUUAAAAUUGUGAGCUUUGCAUGGAAAGGAAACAAUCUUUUGUAUGCAACCCUGUAAUGUAAUGUAAGGUCUUUCGGUUGCGCCUGCACUAAGAUAUUCUUCUCGUGCCACGCAACGAUGUUGUAUAUUCAUAUGGCCAUCUGGUCGAAUAGCCGAGCUGAAUCAGGUAAUGAUCUUGUAAAGAUGUGACUAAUAAAGUGGUUUCUUUUUUCCUUUUUGUGUGUCGACUGAUAUGGGUGGAUGCCUCAACUAUUCUGGAAGUGUGAGUAAUGGCGCGUAAUUCCAUGACAUGCCCUUGAUGAAAUCAUACUAUCUGCAGUUUACUCGACUGGAAAGAAACAACAUGGCAGUUACGCUGACAAGGGUUGUAAGUACUGUUCAGUCGACUGGAAGUCACAAUGAUUUAUACUGUUCAGUCGAAUGGCAGGCAUGAAGCAGAUGUGCAAUCUGGAAAUCCAGGGUAAUUGUAAAAUGUUCACCUGUUCAGGUGCUGGAGCAGAUGUACUCCUGGAGUUCUCGGUCCUCAGUUUCUGGAAGUGUUCCUGCCAAAUGGGCAGACAAAAGUACUGAGCUGAAGUUAGUCUCUACUCGACGGCUCGGAACCAACGGUGCCAUUCUAGAGUAUAAUGAUAAGAGCUAUGAGAAAGGGAGCUGCAUUUUAAACCUGUUUCUCUCGCAUGAUAUGAGCUUGUUUCUUACUUGCAAAGAGAAUUCAUUUAUAUGGUUUGCAUAUUCAAACACAGAGGGCCUACGUAAGUUUGAGACUAUAUCUAAUGCUUGUACGGGAACAUUCAGAGAAUAUCAAGGUGGCAGGCCUAACCUUGUGUUUGGUUUUCUUUCACUCUCAAGCGUUCAUCAAUCACAAAUACCACCUGUAAACCGUAGAGGUAUUUAUUUGAACAGACUUCCAGGUUACCACACUACUACUGACAAUAGCAACCUCGUAGGAGUUUGAAAGGAAUGCGAAUCUACGAAACGCCUUACUUUUACUUUUUCAAAGUCAAUAUGCAGGUAGCUACAAAGUCUGACAAUUAUUAUUAUAGAUAACCAUAAUUGUGUAGUUAGACUUUGGAUGUACUGUAGUUCUUAAAAAUUUCGAAUUGAUUGGGGUCCUUAUAAAAGAUGGUAUCGAAGAAAGUAUGAGGUCCUAUAUUUCAAAAAUCAUACUAAAACACAUAUAUUUAAAGGGUUUUAAUACCCAAUUUUUCGCUAAGUGGGGUCCUAGGACCCCCUCCUCAAGCUCUCUCUGCCACUGGAUGACCACAUUAAAACAUUGUGAUGUCC
Messenger RNA from Linum trigynum, 2568 nucleotides. NCBI's taxonomy places the organism in Eukaryota, Viridiplantae, Streptophyta, Magnoliopsida, Malpighiales, Linaceae. The record is from the annotation of a GenBank genome assembly.